AUGAUCGAGAAGCUCGUGGGCUGGCUGUGUGCGAACUCAAGCUAUCGCUCGCUCCCGUCAAGGCCCUGUCGUUACCAUCGACGUCGCCACCUCUUCUCAAAUACCAACAGCGUCACUGCUCUGAUAUCACAUAUUCACUCUUUGACCUCCAAGAACAGUCUAAUUGAUCUCAGCAGAUACCACAACCCUAAUGCCUGUCCUAUCGCGGGUCGUUUUGAUCAUUUUGUAUCCUCGUCUUGUGUUCUGUCGCAGUCCCGGGGCCGCCUGCGGUGUAGCAUGCGACAGCUAUGGGAACGAGAAGUUCAACACAAACUAUAUCAAUGACAGGAACGUUGAUAAUCCCGGAACGCCUAUCGCGACUGGUGCGGUCAACAAUAUGUGCGGAAUAGCUGGUGGUAACAUUCAUACUUGUGCUGUCUGCACUGAGUAUGGCCAAGGCUUGACGGGCAAUGCGGCAACGCUCGUUCAUUACUGGGAGGUGACUUGUCAGACGUGGGUUCACUAUGGCCUCAACGCGGCAGUAGCUGGCUGCGCUGGGUCUCCCAACCUCGUGUCUCAAUGCUAUCUACCGCCAACAUCAUCUUUAGCAACUCCAACCUUCUCAGUGCAAGACUCAUCUCUCGUGGCUGCGGGUUCCGGCACGGCGUCGAGCCAGCUGGCCGCAUCCUCUAUAGCGCUGUCUAGCUUCAGCUCGAGCCACUUCACUGGCGGCACUGCAUCAAGGUUGACAAUAUCGACAAGUCCAACAACUUCUCUUGCGGUCAGCACCGGUCCAGCAGGUGGAGCUGAUGUUACGAGUUCCACACCACCGAGCAUCGGGUCUCCUACCACACCGGCCACUACAGCGGCCACCACAACGUCCACUCUGCCAGCUGCGGGCUCAUGCGGUACAGUCACAGCUACUGGGGGCGCCCAAGGCGGCGCAGAUCAUUCGCACAUGAAGCCGGGCGUGCAAGGCUUGUUCAUCAGGGUAGCCGGCUAGGUGUUUCUUUGAUCUGCGGCCUCUGAUGACAAGUAAAAGAUGAUGGCCCAGCAAUUAUUGACUAUCCGCUAUUA
This is a messenger RNA of Baudoinia panamericana UAMH 10762, 1056 nucleotides long. RefSeq lists its product as uncharacterized. The record is from RefSeq and is a predicted model, not a curated record. NCBI's taxonomy places the organism in Eukaryota, Fungi, Ascomycota, Dothideomycetes, Mycosphaerellales, Teratosphaeriaceae. Bases 191 to 982 code for a protein of 263 amino acids. The transcript is spliced from 2 exons.